Molecule: messenger RNA, 1807 nt
Organism: Andrographis paniculata
Lineage: Eukaryota; Viridiplantae; Streptophyta; Magnoliopsida; Lamiales; Acanthaceae
Product: O-fucosyltransferase 16-like
Exons: 9
Coding region: 242-1807 (521 amino acids)
Source: RefSeq, a predicted model, not a curated record
GCUGUCGGGAAGAUGGACGACGGACCAACAUACACACUUUGGGAUUACUAUAUAAUAAAGUAGUUGAGCUGUUGCUUGUGUGGUGUGGUGUGGUGCGGUUUCACCAACAUCAACGUAACACACAACGGCAACAUGUCUGCAUUUAUUUGUUUAUUUAAAUUUAAUUAAUUUACCCCUCCUCCUCCUCCUCCUCCUCCUCCUCCUCCAUCGACUCAAUUAGUUGAUUUGAUGAUAUCCAAGCAUGAACACGAGUAAGGUGAGAAAACGCUGCAGGGAACACCAAUUCAUAAUUAAUAAUAUCAAUGUGCAGGAUGCAGAAGAUAUCAUCAUAGCCAUAUUCCUCCGACCAAUUAUCAGGUUCGGCUGCUUCCGCCGCUUGUUCUCUGCCGCCGCCGCCGGCGCUUGCCUACUUCUUCUUUUUGCCUUCCUUUCUCCACCCAUCACCACCAAUCAACUCCUUGUCGUUAAUACCCAAGACUCAGCUGUGGAAUGUGGAAGCAGCCGCAGAAUCUGGAAAUAUUAUUGGGAUGGGAAUCACCAAAUCAAUCUCUAUAAUGGAUGCAGUGAAGCUAGCACCAACUUUAUACCUGCAGAAGCAAACACAAAACCCAACAGGUUCUUGUUGGUUAGAACUAGUGGAGGUUUAAAUCAACAGAGGACAGGGAUAAUAGAUUCAGUUGUUGCUGCGUAUAUCUUGAGUGCAACACUAGUCGUGCCGAAUCUGGACCAAGAAUCAUUCUGGAAGGAUGCCAGCAACUUUUCUGAUAUAUUUGACAUGGAUUGGUUCACUUCCUACCUGUCAAAGGAUGUCAGAAUUGUGACACGUCUCCCAGAAGAGGCUUCGGGGAGAGUAGCAACCACACGUGUUCCCAGGAAAUGCGAUCCCAGUUGCUACUCCACUCGAAUCUUGCCCAUCUUUAAUAGAAGAAAAAAUGUAUGUAUGUAUGUCGUCCAGGCUGUUGAACUUACAAAGUUCGAUUACAGGUUGGCUAACCAGCUGGACGUGGAUUUACAGAAACUGAGAUGCAGAGUGAAUUAUCAUGCUUUGAGAUUUACCGAUCCCAUUCGAAAGAUGGGCCAGAAAUUGGUUGAGAAGAUGAGAAUGAAAAGCGACCACUUUGUAGCGUUACAUUUAAGGUUCGAACCUGAUAUGCUGGCGUUCUCCGGAUGCUAUUAUGGUGGAGGAGAUGAAGAAAUAAAAGAGCUUAGCAAACUUCGAAAGAGGUGGAGAACCUUACACAGAAAGAAUCCUGAUAAGGAAAGGAGGAAUGGAAAAUGCCCCCUAAGUCCUGAGGAAGUCGGGUUGAUGCUGCGAGCACUAGGAUUGGGUAAUGACGUGCACAUAUACGUUGCAUCCGGCCAAAUAUACGGAGGUGAAGAGGCGCUCGCACCUCUGAAAGCCCUUUUCCCAAAUUUUCAUACCAAAGAGACACUGGCCACAGGGGAAGAACUCGCCCAAUUUUCGACCUAUUCUUCUCGCAUGGCUGCAUUGGAUUUUAUUGUUUCCGAUGAGAGUGAUGUUUUUGUGGCCAACAACAAUGGCAACAUGGCCAGGAUGCUCGCUGGAAGAAGGAAAUACUUUGGUCACAAACCUACGAUCCGGCCGAAUGCAAGAAGACUGAGUAAAUUGUUUCUGAAGGUGAAGAAUGAAAACAUUACAUGGGAGGAGUUUGCUUUAAAUGUCCAAAAGCUCCAAAGGGGUUUCAUGGGAGAGCCUGGACAAAUUAAUGAUAAUAAUAAUGAUGCCUACAAGGUGGAUCAUCAGUUUCACGAAAACCCUUUGGCCUGUAUAUGCAAAAAUUCAUAA